AAAAUUUUGAAUUCUUUUAUUUUAUUGUCUUGAUUUAGCACCUUCAUCUUCGUCGCCGUCCACUGCCAUGUCCGUCGUUCCACGGCGGCGAUCCUCCUCGACCAGAAUCCAUGUCAUGGCCCUCGACGGCAUCGUCAACGUCAACUCCCUCUUCACCUUCGCCGUCUUCCUCGGCAUCACCUGGUACCCCACCGCUGACCCCACCGUCAACCUCCUUCCCGACGAUGAUGACGGCCCCUGCGCCCCAGCCGCCGCUGCCGCUCAGAGCCUCAUCGCCUGCCAUGUGUACUCCUUCAGCUGCUUCCUCUUCUCCAGCCUAGUCGCCUCGGCGCUAAAGCAGGCUAUUAGAAUCAUUGGCAGCGAAGAUGGAGGUCAUGGUGCAGUCCACGCGCCGGCGUUACGCGUGGGGAUGGUGGCGUCGGCAGUCGGGUCGGUGCUCGGAUGUGGGUUUUUGGUGGCGGCGCUGCUGAAUUUGGUACAGAUAAAGUUAGGGAUUUUCGGUUGCCGACGGUGGGAAACGGUGGCGGCCGUCGUGCCGUUGGUGAGUUUGGUUCCUAUGGCGCUUUUCAUUUACAUCGUUCUUGUUCUUCACGCCUUCACGCGCUAGCAUUUUCCCUCUCUCUCAAUUUUUCUUAAGAUUUAUAUCAAUAUUGAGUUAAUUAUUUUGCUGUGA
Messenger RNA from Cucurbita maxima (winter squash), 673 nucleotides. RefSeq lists its product as uncharacterized. The coding region runs from base 68 to 607 and encodes 179 amino acids. The record is from RefSeq and is a predicted model, not a curated record. Lineage: Eukaryota; Viridiplantae; Streptophyta; Magnoliopsida; Cucurbitales; Cucurbitaceae. The transcript has a single exon.